UUGCAGCAGAGUUUCAGUAUUCAAACGUUUCAUUUGUACCGACGUAUACGGUUUUUUCGUUUUCGCGCGCUAGUGCCUUUUAUUAAUAGAAUAUAGUAACGAUUUGAAAAAGUUUCAGCUCAACAUUCGAGCUCGUAAUAGCUGCGAAAAAUCCUCGGGGCGAUAUGACCGGCAUUUCAAGUGUCGGUGCCGUGGUGAAUAGGAGUCUAGGUGUGAAGAGAAGUAGCGUAAGCGACGAUGAGGGUUUCAAUGAUUGUUUGGACUGUGAGACUACGAAAAGCGAAAGAAGAGCAUUGAAACGUUUCAAAGGGAACGAUGACGAAGGUUUCAGAAAGAGACGAUCGAAAGCAGUCGCGUCAGAAUUGUUUGGCGAAGAAUCGAACGACGAGAGCGUCGAAGAAGUCGUCUCGUUGAUUCGUUCUGCUCUGCAGAAAGUCCGGGACAUUUUCAAUGACGAUAAGUCGAGCAAACGUGGCGCUGGUUCCGAGAGCAGCGCCGGCGAGCAACGAACUGCCGAUGACUUGGAUGCUGAGAUAUGCGCAAGCGACGUUCCCGAGCGAAUGCAGCUCCGAGUCGUUCCCGUGACCGCAGCUUCGAAAAAGGAGCUCGCGAGAGAAGCUCGGUGGAUUUACGAGCAAGCCUUCGACUGCAGAACCAUUUCCAUUCAAGACUCUCACUUGACGGCGGAAGCUAAGGGCCGCGCGCGCAAAGGCCCGGAAGCAGUGGACAAGAUCGCAGUCGCCUUAGAUCUCUUGAAAAAUCAGCAUCUCGAGGUGCCCUUCAUCGCCUUCUAUCGCAAAGAGUGCGUCUUGCCGGAGCUCGGCAUCAACGAUCUCUGGAGGAUUUACAAAUUCGACGCCAAGUGGUGCCAGCUGAGUCGACGUAAAAAAGCUCUGUUGGACGUUUUCCAACUGAUGAAAUAUCAUCAGGAUAGCGACGCGUCGCGGCACAGCAGACCGAUAGAGAGCGACGACAUUGAGCAGCUGAGAGCCGCGAGGACAAUCGAGGAGCUGAACGAUUUCUAUCAGCUGUUUUUCUUGCACUACGCUCCUGAGAUUUUCAAAGAAGAGCGCGUCGACGAUCGUAACGAAUCUUACUCAAUUUAUCGCGAGGCUGGCCUGAGCAGUUUGGCUAGAAAGUUUGGCUUGUCGCCCAAGCAGUUCGCCAACAAUCUCGAUCGACAAUGCCAGGUACACAAAGUCGAGCAAGAGGCAGUUCUACCCAGCGUUCUUGCUUUGAGUUACAUCAACAAGACGUUCAAAACCAGCGAGGAGGUACUAAAGGCCGCGCAGCGUAUGGUAGCGAUACAAAUUUCCAAAGAACCAAUGGUCAGAAAAUCGGUGAGGAAGCUAUACCUCGAGCAGGCAAAAAUGUCGGUGCGACCGACGAGCAAGGGGAUCGCAGCGAUCGGCGAAAACCAUCCCGUCUACACCAUGAAAUACCUCAAAGGCAAGCCCGUCAAGGACCUGGCCGGCGACCAGUACCUGAAGCUGUCCAUGGCGCAGGAUGACCGAUUGAUCACGAUUGGCUUUUCCGAUCAAGUCGAGGCGAACUACGCGGAGCGCGCGAAACGGCUUUGGUGCAGGAGCGAGUCGAGUAAACACGUCCGAGAGUGGGACCGGCUCCGCGCCGGCAGCGUGGAAGCAGCCGUCGCCGAGAUGCUCGUGCCCGAGCUGAAGCGAGAGCUGCACUCGACGCUGCUGGCCGAGGCCAAGGAGUGCGUGACGCGCUGCUGCGCUCGCAAGAUAUACGACUGGAUAAAGACGGCCCCGUACCGUGCCGCCUGUUCUGCCGAGCACGAGGACUGUUGGGACGCGUCGACAGGUUUGCGGGUCAUGGGCGUGGCGUACGACGACGAUCCUGCGGCGACGGCGGCGUUUGCCUGCACGGUCGCGCCCAGCGCCGCGUGCGCGGACUCGUACGAGCUGCCCGACGCCGGAACAACGAGCGACGGGGCGAUUGAGCGCGCGAUCGCGGCGAGCAGACCCCACGUGGUGGCUAUCUCGGGCGCGUCAUGCCGAGCGCCCGCGAUCGCGCGAGCCUUCCGCGAGGCGAUCGCGAGACUCGCGGCCGAGGCCAAUUUUCCAAGGAUCGCGGUGGAGAUCGUCGAGAACGGAGCCGCGCUCGUCUACUCCACCAAUAGUCAGGGUGUCGCCGAGUUCCCGGAGCAUCCGGCCGUCUUGCGCCAGGCGAUCUCGCUGGCGCGUCGCCUGCAGGAUCCCCUCGGCGAGUUAUCGCAGCUGUGCAACGCCGACCACGAGAUUCUCCGUCUCGAGCUCCAUGAUCUCCAAGACCAGGUGGCCCGGGAAGACUUACGCGAUGAUAUCUAUUUGGAGUUCGUCAAUCGAGUGAACGAGGUCGGCGUCGACGUCAACAGAGCCCUGCUUACGCCCUACUUUGGCAGCCUGCUGCAGUUCGUGUGCGGCUUCGGGCCGCGCAAGGCACGCCACCUCCUGGACACUCUGGGCAGGGCGAGCCAACAAUUGGAAGAUCGCCGACAGCUGAUGACUCUGUGCCGCCUGGGCCCCAAGAUGUACGCCAAUUGCGCGGGCUUCAUCAAGAUCGACGCGAGCAGCUUGCACACGGCCGCGAGGGCGCGCGUCCAGGUGCUCGACGGCUCGCGCGUGCAUCCCGAGAACUACGACUGGGUCGGCAGAAUAGCGGCCGACGCGCUUGACUACGAUUGCCAAGAGGCGAGCGCUGCGCCGCUGGCGCUCAGAGACAUCGUCCAGGUCCCGGAGAGAUUGCAGGAACUGGACCUCGACGCGUACGCCGAGGAACUCGUGAGGCGUGGAUUCCCCAAUCAAUGCAUCACGCUACACGACAUUCGCUCGGAACUCACUCACAGAUACAAGGACCUGCGAAUCCCGUAUCAGUCUCCGACAGUCGACCAACUCUUCGGAAUAUUUGCCAAGCAAGAUGCGGAAAACUUCUACGUUGGUAAACUUGUGGAGGCCACGAUCGUAGCACUGGCUAACGAAGUCGUUUGGCUGCGUUUGGAUAACUCUAUAUCCGGGUUCAUUCGCAUAGACAAUUUGUCGGACGAAAGUGUGGCCAAUCCCGAAGAAAAAAUUCGCGUGGGCGAUCGCAUUCACUGUCGUAUAGUGCAGAUCGAGGCGGCCGAAUUUCGCGUCGAAGCGAGCAGCAAACACAGCGAUCUAGCCGAUAGGAACGACGAGUGGAGAUUGCCGAAAGACAAAUACUACGACCACAUAGCCGAAGCUAGAGACGAAUUAUUGGACGAGAGAACGCGAAACGCGAGGCAACGGCGGGGGGAUGCGACGCGCACGAGUGCUCAUUGCUGCUUCAGAAACGUCAACUUCAAGGACGCCGAGAUACUGAUGCAAGCGAUGCGACCGGGCGAGGUGAUAAUUCGACCGUCGAGCAAGGGUGAAGGACAGCUUUGUCUCACGUGGAAAAUGUCCGAGGGCGUGAAUCAUCAUACCGCGGUGCGCGACGACGGCAAGUGUUUGUGGAUUGGUGAACAAGAAUUUCCGAAUGUCGACGCAAUUAUCGCUAGGCAUGUCGGUCCCAUGGCUGUUUACGCUUGCGAACUGAUGAGCUUCAAGCACUACAAGCCACAAGUUCUGGGCGUGCAGGGCAAAGCUGAAGAGAUACUUAAGAAUCAGAAGAGAAAGAAUCCCCAGGGAAUUCCUUACAUCAUUUCUGCAAUCAAGAACCAACCUGGCAAAUUCAUGCUGUCGUAUCUUCCUCGUGACCAGUGCCGACAUAGCAUCAUUACCAUAAGCCCGGCCGGUUUGACGUUUGGUGGUCGUCGAUUCGAUCGCUUGAAUGACUUUAUCCGCUGGUUCAAAGAACAUUCCAAGGAAUCGAUCGCUAAGUAAACCACUUCGCAUGCGUCGAGGACUCGGCUCGAUAAUGACGUAAAAAAUGAGUAUCGGCAACGAGAUCGAAAAUUGAGUUCUGCACUUUCGCAGAGAUAAAUUCAGAGAUGUUUCGAGACGCGACUCGAAAUUCUCUUCCUUCGAUGCUGCACUCUCUAUCAUAAGCAGCACAUUGAUCCUUGUACAUGAACCUGUGAGAAUGUACCAAAAGAAGACUGUAAUUUUUUAAUUUUCCGAUUUUAUAUUUGUUUUUUAGGUAUUUAUAGAAAAUAACGAAUUUUAGCAUGCAAUAUUUCAUGCUUUUUAUGAUUUUUAUUUCAUAUUUAUUAUAUAGGGUAAUAACAAUAGUAACAGACCACGUGCCAGUAGCCGUCCACCUUAAAUUAAGAUAAUUAACGAUUUAAUCGAAUCUUAAUUUUUUUUUUCAUCAAAAUCAUUAAAAAUUUUAGUUAAAAUAUUAGUGACCGAAUGCUAUCGCAAAGCCCAGCCGGAAUAACCGAUUAUUAGCGAAAUAUCGCUUUUCUGUUUUAAACUUCAAUCAUUUUUUUCCUACACUGAGUACAAAUAAAAUAAAAAUUUUAUCUGAAAGAUGAAACAUUUAUGCUGUAAAUAUUUCCAUUUCCUUUUUAUUUGUUAUCAAUUUAAACAUAUUUUUUGUAUCAGUUUAAAGUGAAAAUCGUCAUUAAAGGUAGUCGGCCACCUUUAGGUAAUUUUCCAUCUUUGAAUCUAUUACAUAAAAAUGGAAAUGGAAACUCAAAUCAAUAAUAUUUUAUCUUCAAAAUACAGUUUUAUAUUUAAUUUUACUCGCUGUUUGAAAAGAAUACUUGAAGUUUGGAAAAUAAUAAUUCACAUUUCGCUAGUAGUCUGUCAGUUGGCCACCAAUGUUCAUCAACUUAAUGAUUAUUUAUUAAAGAUAAUAAAGACAUGGACAACUAUUAGUAAUUGAUCGGUUACUAAUGUCUUUCCUAUAAUCUAUACGACAAUGACGUAGGUAAAAUACGUUUAGUGUAAUAAAACUAUAUUCAUUUACUGCAAAAUUGUUUUAAAAUUUUUUUGGAAUAACUAUUGUAUAAAGUGUCUAUUUCAAAUUUUAAAUAACUGGUGGGUGUACAGAGGC
Molecule: messenger RNA, 4962 nt
Organism: Phymastichus coffea
Lineage: Eukaryota; Metazoa; Arthropoda; Insecta; Hymenoptera; Eulophidae
Product: transcription elongation factor SPT6-like
Exons: 10
Coding region: 165-3845 (1226 amino acids)
Biological process (GO): mRNA transcription by RNA polymerase II; transcription elongation by RNA polymerase II; nucleosome organization
Cellular component (GO): transcription elongation factor complex
Molecular function (GO): DNA binding; histone binding; nucleosome binding
Source: RefSeq, a predicted model, not a curated record